AUGUUAGAUUGGCAUACCACAAUAUAUCCUUACCUGUAUGUUUUCACCCGGAAUUAUGCCUAUAUAUACGUCCUAGAAGCGUGGAGCAAAGCACACAACAAGAGAGAACCAGAAGAAGUACAGAAGUUUAGCCGAGAGAUCGCCGGCGCCAUGGCGACUGAACAGCUCAACGUGUUGAAAGCACUGGACGUUGCCAAGACGCAGCUGUACCAUUUCAAGGCGGUCGUGAUCGCCGGCAUGGGCUUCUUCACGGACGCCUACGACCUCUUCUGCAUCGCCCUCGUCACCAAGCUGCUGGGGCGCAUCUACUACACCGACCCUGCCCUCAACGAGCCCGGCCACCUCCCGGCAAACGUGUCGGCCGCCGUGAACGGCGUGGCCCUAUGCGGCACACUUGCCGGCCAGCUCUUCUUCGGCUGGCUCGGUGACAAGCUCGGCCGCAAGAGCGUCUACGGCUUCACGCUCAUCCUCAUGGUCCUCUGCUCCAUCGCGUCCGGGCUAUCGUUUGGACACGAGGCCAAGGGUGUAAUGGGGACGCUAUGUUUCUUCCGUUUCUGGCUCGGCUUCGGUGUCGGCGGCGACUACCCUCUGAGCGCCACCAUCAUGUCGGAGUAUGCUAACAAGAAGACCCGCGGCACCUUUAUCGCCGCCGUGUUUGCCAUGCAGGGGUUUGGCAUCCUAUUUGGUACUAUCGUCACGAUCAUCGUCUCGUCCGCAUUCCGACAUGCAUUCCCUGCACCGCCAUUCUACAUCGACGCCGCGGCGUCCAUUGGCCCGGAGGCCGACUACGUGUGGCGCAUCAUCGUCAUGUUCGGCACCAUCCCGGCUGCCCUGACCUACUACUGGCGCAUGAAGAUGCCCGAAACUGCGCGGUACACGGCACUCAUCGCCGGCAACACAAAGCAAGCCACAUCAGACAUGUCCAAGGUGCUCAACAAGGAGAUCUCAGAGGAGAACGUCCAGGGUGAGCGGGCCACCGGUGAUACCUGGGGCCUCUUCUCCCGACAGUUCAUGAAGCGCCACGGGGUGCACUUGCUAGCGACCACAAGCACUUGGUUCCUACUCGAUGUGGCCUUCUACAGCCAGAACCUGUUCCAGAAGGACAUCUUCACCAAGAUCGGGUGGAUCCCGCCGGCCAAGACUAUGAAUGCAUUGGAGGAGUUGUACCGCAUCGCCCGCGCCCAAGCGCUCAUCGCGCUCUGUGGCACCGUGCCUGGCUACUGGUUCACCGUCGCCUUCAUCGACAUCAUUGGGAGGUUUUGGAUCCAGCUCAUGGGAUUCACCAUGAUGACCAUUUUCAUGCUAGCAAUCGCCAUACCGUACGACUACUUGGUGAAGCCAGGGCAUCACACCGGCUUUGUCGUGCUCUACGGGCUCACUUUCUUCUUCGCCAACUUCGGCCCCAACAGCACAACCUUCAUCGUGCCAGCUGAGAUCUUCCCUGCGAGGCUCCGAUCCACAUGCCACGGUAUCUCUGCUGCUACCGGUAAGGCAGGCGCGAUCAUCGGUGCAUUCGGGUUCCUGUAUGCGUCACAGGACCAGAAGAAGCCUGAGACCGGCUACUCACGGGGAAUCGGCAUGCGCAACGCUCUCUUCGUGCUCGCGGGCACAAACUUCCUGGGUCUGCUCUUUUCGCUGCUGGUGCCGGAGUCCAAGGGCAAGUCGCUGGAGGAGCUCUCCAAGGAGAACGUUGGCGACGAUGACUCCAUUGCCCCAACUGGUGUCUAG
Molecule: messenger RNA, 1728 nt
Organism: Triticum turgidum subsp. durum (durum wheat)
Lineage: Eukaryota; Viridiplantae; Streptophyta; Magnoliopsida; Poales; Poaceae
Source: the annotation of a GenBank genome assembly